AUCUAGACAGCAUUUUCGACCAUCGCAUGCACGUUCCGAGCCAGCUGCCCUGAAAAGCUGCAAGCAAGCAACUCGCUAGGUUUGAGUCACGGUCAUUUUCUGUUUUCAAACAGGGCUGAGCUCAGAAUAGAUCAUUGAAUAGUAGGCAUGACCACCGAGGCCGAUAUUGCCGUGAAAUUCAACCCGCCCGACUAUAAGAAGCUCGCGCGGCUGUACUGUAUGAAUGGAGGAUAUCACCUUCAGAUCCUGGCGGACGGGACAGUGGCUGGAGCUCGAGAGGAAAACAUCUACAGCAUACUGCGCAUAAAAGCAACAAGUCCAGGAGUGGUGGUCAUUGAAGGAACAGAGGCAGGACUUUACCUCUCUAUGAAUGAAGAUGGCAAGCUGUAUGCUUCAUCAUUAGUAACGGAUGAAAGUUUUUUCUUGGAGAGGAUGGAGGAAAACCACUACAACACAUAUCAGUCUCAAAAGCAUGGUGAAAACUGGUAUGUCGGAAUAAAAAAGAAUGGAAAAAUGAAACGUGGCCCAAGGACACACAUUGGGCAGAAAGCUAUUUUCUUUCUCCCACGACAGGUGGCCCAGGCAAAGGUCUGAGGCCUGAAACCUGAUAAUGUAAUCAGCAUAACCAUAAUCCACUGUCAAGUCACAGGCUUACUCUACAAACUACACAUAA
Rhinichthys klamathensis goyatoka is the source of this 673-nucleotide messenger RNA. It is a transcript of the gene fgf1a, whose product is annotated as fibroblast growth factor 1a. Gene Ontology annotation, cellular component: cytoplasm. The coding region runs from base 148 to 594 and encodes 148 amino acids. Gene Ontology annotation, molecular function: fibroblast growth factor receptor binding; growth factor activity. NCBI's taxonomy places the organism in Eukaryota, Metazoa, Chordata, Actinopteri, Cypriniformes, Leuciscidae. Gene Ontology annotation, biological process: cell differentiation; positive regulation of gene expression; positive regulation of protein phosphorylation. The record is from RefSeq and is a predicted model, not a curated record. The transcript is spliced from 3 exons.